Messenger RNA from Ilex paraguariensis (yerba mate), 2039 nucleotides. The record is from the annotation of a GenBank genome assembly. Lineage: Eukaryota; Viridiplantae; Streptophyta; Magnoliopsida; Aquifoliales; Aquifoliaceae.
AUGAUCAGAAAAUGGGCCAGUGACCUUGGACUUGGCCCCAAUCUCGUCAACCCACCAUUUGAUCGGUCCCUCUCCCUCGUUGAGCUACCAGUGUGCUCGUUCCUCAGUCCCAACAUGAACAGGGUGAUUGCAAGAAGGGUUGUGCCUAAUAUCUGUGGGUUGAAAUAUGCACGGAAGACUUUCUGUGAUGAAGCUGCAAACUUACCUGGCUCAAACUGUGGCCUAACUAACAAUGAACCUGUUGACAAGCUUGAUUCGACAAACAAUGUACCCCAAUAUGACAUUGCUAUUGUUGGAGGUGGGAUGGUUGGCAUGGCUCUCGCUUGUUCUCUAGCAAGCAUGCCCCUAACGAAGCAGUUAAGUCUUGCAAUCAUUGACAGCAAUCCUGCUUUAAUGAGUGGGCGUUCAAUCAACAAAGAAGAUCCUCCUGAUCCAAGGGUCAGUACAAUCACUCCUGCAACCCUCUCUCUUUUCAAAGAUGUUGGCGCUUGGCAAUAUGUUGAACAGCAUCGACAUGCUUAUUUUGAUAGGAUGCAGGUUUGGGAUUACACUGGCCUUGGAUACACAAGAUACAAUGCGAGGGAUGUGAACAAAGAAGCACUAGGGUGUGUGGUGGAGAAUAAGGUGCUUCACAAAUCUCUGUUGUCAUGUGUGCAGCACGCAGAUUUCCAGAAGACUAUUUAUCCUUCCAGAUUAACUUCAAUGACUCUGCAUCAAAGCUCAUCAUCAGCGGGAUUAGAUUGCACAUCAUCGGGAACAUUGAAUGCUCAUGGAAGUAUAGCAAAGCUGGAACUAAGCAAUGGCAGUAGCUUGUAUGCUAAGUUGGUGGUUGGAGCUGAUGGAUCUAAGUCGCGUGUUCGGGAGUUGGCAAGUAUCAAGACGACUGGUUGGAAGUACUCUCAGGAUGCAAUCAUCUGCACAGUAGAACAUAUGGAGGAAAACAGAUGUGCAUGGCAACGAUUUCUACCUGCUGGUCCGAUUGCACUUUUGCCAGUGGGUGACAAGUUCAGCAACAUAGUUUGGACUAUGAAGCCCAAGGAGUCAUCAGAAUUUAAAUCAAUGAAUGAAUAUGAUUUUGUGAAAACAAUAAACCAUGCUUUGGAUUAUGGAUACGGACCUAAUCCUCAGUCACAAUUAUCUGGUGGUGGAAGUAUAUUUUCUUGGCUCGGAGGAGAUGUGGCCUCUUCGGCGAAUGAAUGGUUUGAGGUUCCACCAAAAGUAGUCAAAUUGGCAUCAGAUAGAAUGGUGUUUCCAUUGUCUUUAAUGCAUGCUAAUUGUUAUGCGACAAAGCGUGUGGUUCUUAUUGGUGAUGCUGCACACACUGUUCAUCCUUUGGCUGGUCAAGGUGUUAAUAUGGGUUUUGGCGAUGCAUUUUCUCUUUCAAGAGUCAUUGCUGAAGGUGUUGCUGUAGGAUCUGACAUUGGGGAGGUAUCGCUAUUAAAGAAAUAUGAAGCAGAUAGGAAACUUGCAAAUGUGACAAUGAUGGCUGUUCUGGAUGGUUUUCAGAAGGCAUACUCUGUUGAUUUUGGACCGCUAAAUAUAUUACGAGCGGUUGCAUUCCAUGGGGCACACUAUAUCUCCCCGCUCAAAAGGAGUAUCAUCUCUUUUGCUUCAGGCGAGCAGAGAUUGCCAGUUUUCUCGUAAGAUAAAUGUAUUUCGAAUCCAUGACAUGUAUAUAUGGCAAGAGCCAUACCCGGGGACUUGGUGGUAGCAAAUUCUGGCAUUUAGGAUCCAGAUUUAUUGUUGUUUGUUUUCUUCUCUGUCCCUAGCCUUUGUAUCUCCAUUCACAUGAGCCCUCGAAAUGAGAGAGUUUUGACGUUAUAAAUGUCAAAUGAAGUCUUCCGUUUUCCCUUCCCCAGUUUGCUAUAGUAAAAAGUAACAUUUUGCUUGCGCCACAUCAACACGGCAAGCAGAUACUGAAGUGUUUUUAAGUCUCCAUCACUAGGCUUCAGGAGCUAGGCCCUUUUGAGGUGAUGUUUGGGUUGGGUUGUUUUGUGAUUCUAUUAAACAUUUUCCUGCAGGUAUAUGGUUAGGAUGAA